Rhodotorula toruloides NP11 is the source of this 1695-nucleotide messenger RNA. RefSeq names its product aromatic amino acid aminotransferase I. The transcript is spliced from 10 exons. The record is from RefSeq and is a predicted model, not a curated record. Lineage: Eukaryota; Fungi; Basidiomycota; Microbotryomycetes; Sporidiobolales; Sporidiobolaceae. The coding region runs from base 1 to 1695 and encodes 564 amino acids. Gene Ontology annotation, biological process: biosynthetic process. Gene Ontology annotation, molecular function: pyridoxal phosphate binding; transaminase activity.
AUGGACGACUCGUUUGCGCUCGCCCCGUCGUCCUACACAGCCAUGGACCGCCCCGAAGCUAUCGACCUGUCUCACCACCUCUCGCACCUCGCCAAGUCCCGCAUCGCAUCGCCGCUCAAGGGCAUGUACAAGUACUUCCAGCGGCCAGGCAUGCUCAUGCUCGCAGGCGGUCUGCCACCCCCGGAACUCUUCCCCUUCGAGACCAUCUCUGCGACGUCGCUCCAGCGCAACUCGUUCAAGACUACACAGGUCGGGUUCGGACAGUGGUUGUGGAACUGGGUUGCGGGAUUGGCGGGCAAGACGGACGAGUGGACGAUUCGCAAGUGGGAGGACGAGAAGGACAAGAUCCAGCUGUCGUCGGCGCUUCAGUACGGAACGGCCGCUGGUCUCCCUCCCCUCGCCCGCUUCAUCUACGAGUUCACCUCUCACGUCUACCGCCCCGGCACAUCCGACUUCCGCACCGUCAUCAACGCCGGUUCGACCGACGCCUGGGGCAAGAUUGUCACGACGCUUUGCAACCCCGGCGAUGGCGUGUUGGCGGAGGAGUGGACGUAUCCGAGUGCUUUGGCUACUGCGUGGCCGAAUGGCAUCAAGCCUGUUCCGCUCCCGAUGGACGGCGAAGGUAUGACGCCUGAAGGGAUGGACGACCUGCUCGCGAAAUGGAACCCAGACGAGCACGACGGGAUGCCCCGUCCUCGCCUCCUCUACACGAUCCCGGUCUGCCAGAACCCGACAGGCGCGACCAUGUCACUCGAGCGCAAGAAGCGCAUCUACGAGAUUGCCGUCAAGUACGACGUCAUCAUCGUCGAAGAUGACCCCUACUACUUCCUCCAGACGGGCGAGUACGAGCACGACGAAGCUCUCCGCGCCGCUGCUCGACCGAAGGUGACCGAGUCGGACGACGAGUUCCUCAAGAGCCUCGUCCCUUCCUACCUCAACAUCGACUACCAAGGCCGCGUCGUUCGCAUCGACACCUUCUCCAAGACGAUUUGCCCUGGCUCGCGUCUCGGCUGGACGACUUGCAACCCCAUCUUCGCCGAGCGUCUCGAGCGCGCGAACGAGAGCAGCACGCAAUCUGCGUCUGGGUUUGCGCAGGCGUUGGUGGGCAAAUUGUUGGCGGAGGAGUGGGGUUUGACGGGCUAUUUGAGGUGGCUCAAGGGCAUCAAAGCCCAGUACCGCGACCGCCGUAACACCCUCGUCGAUGCUCUCCUCGACAUCUCGCACGCCUCGCUCGACGCGCGCAAGACAUCGAACGGAACGUACGAGCUUUGGACGCGCAGAUCUGGCUCGUUGAGCGAGAAGGGUGUCGUGAGGAGCGAGAAGGGCGCGCGCGAGCAGCGGAGGAGGAGGAUCUUGUCCUUUGUCGCGCCCCAGGGCGGCAUGUUUGUCUGGCUCCGGGUCCACUUCGCCUCGCACCCUGAAUACAACUCGAAGCCGACGACCGACCUCCUCGGCGCCUUGUGGGAAGACCUUGCCGAACACAACGUCCUCGUCGCUCCUGGCACCAUGUUCUCGGCGCGCACGUUCGGGCCAGGUGACGCAGCGCCUGGCUUUGCUCAAGCCGAGGAACACCUCGCCGUCACGGAAGACGGGGACGGGUUCUUCCGCAUGUCGUUCUCGUCGGCGACGCCUGAGCAGAUGAAGGAGGCGGCCAAGAUUAUCGGCAACAGGGUCGCCAAGUUCUUCAAGGACUGA